This is a messenger RNA of Cydia fagiglandana, 7603 nucleotides long. RefSeq lists its product as uncharacterized. Bases 292 to 2652 code for a protein of 786 amino acids. The record is from RefSeq and is a predicted model, not a curated record. The transcript is spliced from 5 exons. Gene Ontology annotation, biological process: transmembrane transport. Gene Ontology annotation, molecular function: monocarboxylic acid transmembrane transporter activity. Gene Ontology annotation, cellular component: membrane. NCBI's taxonomy places the organism in Eukaryota, Metazoa, Arthropoda, Insecta, Lepidoptera, Tortricidae.
AGUUAUGUCCUGAAUCCUGAAAACAGCAUCAUUUCCAGACUAACCUCUCCGCGGUACCUCGCGUCUCUUCGCUAACUCCUCGUCGUGGCGCAAGCGUUGCGCCACCCGGCCACGACGCCCGCGCAUGGGUGACGUCCGCCCGCCCCCCACCCCCAUGCUCAACAAACCAAACGCCCUCAAGCUGAACAGCGUAGCGCGCAGCAGUAGCCGCUACUCCGCCCGCGACCCACGCUUAAGAACUUAAACCUUUAUCCACAACAUCUGCAGUAUUAAAGGGUAUUAUUUUCUACAAUGAAGACUGACGAUCCGAUUAUAGUCAAAUCCAGAACCCCACGCGCUAGAGGACACAGUGAUGGAGUCCGCGAGUCACUCCUCUCGGAUUCGACCUCAGGAAUUGACAGAGGCGAUGCGAGCAGCUCAUGUAGCGGAGAUUCAUUUUCUAGCCCUGAUAUCAGCAGCAAAGAUGAGCUGAGAGGCAGAGGAUUUAGUAAAGAUGAGAAGAAUGCGCUUAAUGAUUUGAGAAAUGGAAAGAAGCCGUGUAAUAUUACUGAGAAUCCGCAGGAUAAGUUAAAGAUGAAGGAUGUUGAAAGUGGAUCAGCAAAGAAAGCCAAAAUACCUGAUGGUGGCUGGGGAUGGGUAGUAGUUGCGUCAUCUUUUAUAAUAUCGAUGAUCGCAGAUGGCAUAAGCUUUUCCUUUGGUUUGUUGUACAUUGAGUUCCUUGAAGAGUUUGGAGCUAGUAAGUCGACCACUGCUUGGAUCGGUAGCCUUUUCAUCGCUGUUCCGCUGCUCUCUGGACCUGUGAUGAGUGCUCUGGUUGACAGAUACGGUUGCCGCAGCAUGACAAUUUUAGGGGGAAUCAUUUCGACUCUCGGCUUCGUUCUGGCAUCUAUUUCAACCACGAUUGAAACGAUGAUGAUAACAUUUGGAGUGAUAGCUGGUUUGGGUCUUGGUUUAGUCUACGUCACUGCUGUUGUUUCUAUCGCCUACUGGUUUGAGAAGAAGAGGAAUUUAGCUGUUGGCCUGGGCGCCUGCGGAACCGGUGUAGGGACGUUUGUCUACGCACCGAUGACUCAAUACUUCAUCGAAGAAUUCGGUUGGAGAGGCACCAUUUUAUUACUCUCCGGUACUUUGCUUAAUCUUUGCGUGUGUGGCUGUGUGAUGCGAGAUCCUGAAUGGUGGAUUUUGGAACAAAAGAAAGAAAAGGAAGCGAAGCCAUUGAACGAUGUUGAAAAGGCUAAUCAAGAGUUAGCGCUUAUGCCCACAGCAUCCACCAAAAGGCCAUACAAGAAAUCCGCUUCACUCUGCGUUUCUGAUGACAUGCCGCUAUCGAAUAGGGAAAUGAAUGGAAGGGUCACGAAAUUCAAAGUACCUUUGAUGGAACGAGAAUUCCAUAAUGUACUACAUAAACAUCAAAAACAGAUUUAUAGAAACAACAAGUUAGCAUUGGGAUGGCCUGUCCAGGAGCUACCUAGAACCGAGUCUUUGUACACAAUCCCUUCAUAUUUGGAAUCCACUGAUCGUGCAACACAGAGGGUGCUGAAACAAUUGAUUCAAUCGCCAAUCAUGUUAACGAAGGCAACUGGAAUAGCUUCACCGAUUUUGGGUGAAGACAACGAUCCUCCAUGCGUCACGUUCCCGAAACAGCCCAUGCGUCGUUCUUACUCCGUAGACUUCUAUUUCCGAAAAGAAGUCAGAAGAUCCAUCGACUAUCAGCUGAAGAAUCCUAACGCUGGUAGAGUAUUGAAAAAAUCGAAAUCGGAAACAAAAGAGGAUCGCAAUGUGCUUGUGAAACAGGACAGCAAAGGGGACAGAAGGGAUUGGCUGAAGAAACAGCUGUCAGUCAACCAUCAUUAUCUGAAAGAUUUAAAGAUGCCUUUGAAUUCUAUUGGCCAUAGGAACGCAAUGUUGAACAUAAAUAGAUACAGACUGAAAGCAUCUUCUUGCCCUGAUAUAUUCAAGAAUUCUAUGGUUACCAUCAAUGACGAAGAAGAGAAAUGCUACGAUGACUGCCUGGUCUGCGUCAAAGACAUGUUCAACGUGUCCCUCUUCAAGAAAGCGACCUUCAACCUGCUCUGCGCCGGCACCAUCUUGCUGUUCAUCUGGUUCAUCGUCCCGUACUUCUACCUGGCUGAACACAUGAUCCACAAGGGCUAUAGCGAAGAUGAUGGCGCUGUCAUGCUCAGCUUGAUCGGAAUCACCAAUACCAUCGGAAUGGUGGGCCUAGGCUACAUAGGCGACUUCCCAAGCGUCUCAAUCGGCAACCUCUACGCGGCCUGCCUCGUGCUCUGCGGGGCAUCCGUCGCGGCCAUCCCACCCGCCGCCUCCAACUACUGGCUCCUCGGCUGCGUGGCGGCGGCCUUCGGCUUGCUGUUCGCCGCUUCGUUCACGUUCACACCCAGUCUGCUGGUGACGCUCGUGUCGCUGGAUGAUUUCACGUCGGCGUAUGGACUGGUGCUGCUCGCUCAGGGGAUUGGACAUUUGAUUGGACCGCCUUUGUCAGGUCUAAUCUACGACCUAACUCUGUCCUGGGAGCUCUCAUUCUAUCUGGCCGGAGGCUGGAUCGUGGUGGCCGGCGUGCUCAUUUCCUUCAUCCAUCCAUUCCGUGCGCUGGAGCAGAGGCGACAGGCCAAUCAGGAGAACGAGGCUAUAUAAACAACCAAUCAGCUAUCAUCUCCCUGCAAGGAAAAAACAUGGUAAAAUAAUUGGUAGUAGUGUCGUGAAUAACGCUCAUUUUGAGGCUUAAAGACUCGAACUCUUAGGACUCUCGAGGCUUAACACCGGAAAGCGGCAAAGACGAUUGCUUACAUACCAUACGCGUAAAAUAAAUAAAUACAAUUCUCAAAUAUAGUCGAGACUUCAAAGACUUACGAAUCCCGAGAAUCUCUAAGCCUAAAAAUAAGCGUUAUUCACAACACUGAUUGGUAGCCAUAAGUUUGACCCUCUGAACGGUAAAGACGUCAACUGAAGCUUUGCCUCAAUGCAUUUUCACAUGGUUCACGAUGACGCGCCGCACACGAAGCGUGGCAUUCAAAGGGUUAAGUUAUUUGGACCUUAAAAUACUCGUUUUUACUAGAGCCUGUAACGUGAUGUUUUGGUAAAAGUUAACUCUAUAUCCACUAGAUACCGAGACUUGCGAGACCGGGACAAUAGGGAAUAUUAGGCAAAGCUCUGCGUAGGUAGGUGGCACCAGUCGGUAGUGCUGCACUCUGGCGGCAGAACAUUGCAGUAAUAUCCCCUAUUGAAAAACAUUAUGAUUGAAACUUGUCAAAACUGUCAAAAAAUAUACGAGUAUCAGGAUUAUUUGCCAUUAGAAUUGAGGAGGCCUAACCAAGCGAGUGGCGUUUAUAGAAAACACCAAUGGAAACUUAAAUUGUAUGAAAAUGACGUGACUUUUCGUUGCCACGCGGCACCGCACACGCGGUGGUGCAGAGGAACCAUGAAAAUGUUUUGCCGUGAAAACAUUGAGCUGGAAUUGUGGUCGUCAGCAUGGGGGGAGACGUAGACAUUAGUCAAAAAAGCGUAGAAGAUACGAUAUAAUAAGGGGAAUUGAGGUUAGAUAUGUCCCAUUUUAUUCCAACGGUUUGACGAAAGGUACCGUAAUUUAUCCUUAUAGGAUCUUUAUAAAAUUAUGAAGAUAUACAGGGUGUUUGGUACAUCGUUUGCCAAAUUAAAACGGCAAAUAGGUUGAGUUAUUUGCUAUCUUCUCAUGCCUAGAAAAACAAAGUUGGCCAUGUUUUUUUUACUACCGCAACUAUACGCAAGUAAAAAUUUGAAAUUUACGAAAAACUGGCAUAGAAGUGAAAAAAAAAUUGCGCCAAAUUAAAAAUUUCUAGGCAUGAGAAGAUAGCAAAUGACUCAACCUAUCUACCGUUUUAAUUUGACAAACGAUGUACCAAACACCCUGUAUUAUAUUUCAGUAGAUACCUAAACUAAAUAAAUACAAGGAAUUUAAUUGUAGAUUUUACACGCCAGUAGGUUUUGUCACUAGUGUAAUAUUUUGUAAAGUUUACUCACUACAUACCUACUUUCAUUUGGUUCCAUCUAAUUAGAAAUGGUGGGAUGACUUUGGUUUAAUAUCUUACUUAGUUUACUUAUUGUAUUUUAUAGUGUUGUGUGUUGUUAACCACCAAGUAGGUAUUUUUAAAUUAUUUUUAGUAGAUCUUGUAGAAUUUGUAAAAUAACUUUGUUAAAGAUUAUCCAUGUAUUAGGUUCAGAAAUAUAUUGUAGAUGUAUUUUGUAAAUUUAAUACUAUAUUUUAUAAAUGUAUAUUUCGAUCGUGGAGUGCAAGCCGAGCAUAAUUAAGGAAAAUCAAUUAAAUUGAAUUACCGAAUAAGACAAUAGUUAGAAUUUAAUGUGUAAGUAAAUUAAUAUUAAAUAAGUAGGUAUAAUAUACUUCGAUAGGUUAUUCGAUCAGUUUAAAUAAGUUCUUUCUUCGAACUGUCAAAACGAUUUUGCUACUAUUGAAUUUAUUGCAACACUAUAGUUCGUUUUUUUUAGCAUUAGAAAAAAGGCAAACAAUCUUGAUGUGUCUUUUAAUUGAAAAACACAUUUUAAAAAUAAGUUCCGGCAAAUAUGUAACAAUUAUGAAUCUAAUACGAUCAUUUAUAUUCUUCGCUUUCAUAAGUAAUAGUCUUUGAUUUUUAAAAAGCGUUUUUCAGUAAAAAGAUAUGUCAAGAUCGCUUACCUUCUUGCAAGUUCUUUCUAAUGCUAAAAAAAACGAACUAUAGCAUGUGACGUCGCAAUCAAAUUACCUACCUACUCUUUAUAGUUUUAUACUGGUUUUAAAAUAAAAAUUGUGUCUAAAAAUAAGUCCUGUUUAUAUUCUUCUAUUAUUCUUCUAGUGCUUCAUUUCAUGCAUGGUGUAAAAUAAUUUAUUUUAAAAUCAGUCAAAAAAAGUGUCGUUCUUAAAAACCUUAUUAAAUAUAAUAGCAAGUAAUAAUAAAUUUAAGUAUAAAAAACACAGUCAUAACGAUAACAUGAAGUCUAAUUAAUUGUAAGAAAAGGUGACUUUCCACAUAUACAUAUAGCGUGAGGAAGCGAAGAUAGUUCUAAUAUAGAAUACUUAACUCAGUUGAUUUUUUCUUCCUCAAUUUUUUUUACUGCGGCACAUUGUUGAUAAUUUUAACAAAUGAACGUUUGUGUGUUAAACGUUUGUGUUUGUGUUGUUUGUGCAUAUUUGUGUAUUAAAGUUAAAGGAGAAUAAUAUUUUGAAGAUAAUACGUUUUGCUUUAGUAAAAUGAUGGUAGGUAUUCGCAGUUUAAAUUUUUAAUGACAUUUCGUAAAAGAGGUGUAAGUUUUUUUUUGGUUAAAGUAUUAUUGGGACAUCCUGUACAUGGACUGCCUUUUGGCUUUACCGUCGUAGUUGUUAAAAGACGACUUUGUUGUGGGAUAUUUUAUGUUGAUAUUACUAGUGAAUGUUUGCUACUAUUACUACUAAAAGCUAAUAAAAUUUAUCUUUUCGUUGGUAGGUUAAAUUAGUAAUGAAAAUGAAUAACAUCUGGUAUUCACCUACUUCUAAGUACUUAAUAUAAAUAAGAUUAUUAUAUAAGUGUACUAGCGACUCGCCCCGGCUUCGCAUGGGUUAACAAAAUUAUACACCUAAACCUUCCUCAAGAAUCACUCUAUUGAUAGGUGAAAACCGCAUGAAAAUGUAGUUUUUGAUUUUAUCGCGAACAAACACACAAACAGACGCGACGGGGUCUUUAUUUUAUACUAGUAUGGUGUAGUGAUUAUACCUACAGUAAAUAUAAAAUAAUUGUCACUGUCAAAGGUACUCAGGUAAUAAGAAACUAAGUUUAAUUUAAUAUACUUUUAUUAAAAAAUGAUAUUUUACUAACAUACAACUUAAUACAUAUUUUAUAAAUAACUUGUUACCAAUAAUUUAUUAAAAAAUGUAUUACAACAGGUUAAAAUCAUAGUAAACUUUUAGGUAUGUAAUUUACACUUUUUAUUUUUUACAUAAGUAAUUUAAUUUAAAAUAAGCUACGGCUUGCCCAAUAGAAAUGUUCAAUGACGCCCCGUCACUGUUAGAAAUAAGUGGUGUCCCCAUACAAAAAACUUGUAAUACGCGCUAAACAACCGGCCAACGGUGUAUCGUAACAUUAAAUCUCAAUAACUGCCUAGUUUUCUUUACAAAAAGUAAUGAUAAGUGUUAGACAGCUUCGACUUUCCGAAUUUUUAAUAUAAUUACCAUAAUUAGUCUGUUGGAUUUAGGUUGGAGACUUCUCCUUAAAUAUAAUUAUGUCACGAUCUGAUUUAUUAAAAUGUUAUUUAUUUGUGUUUCAAUAUCUCGCGUAGUCAUCUAAUGGUAACAUUCCAUUUCUAACUGCAGCUGCACUACCGGUACUGAGCGCGUCGCUGUCAUUGUCAAUUUCCAUUGUAAAAUGAACAGCAGUGCAGCUGUCGUUGGAAAUGGACUGUCACCUUAAUAGUUAAUGAUAAUAAUGAUACUUAUUGUGUCACAAAUUAAUUUUAAUAAUUUCGUGAUAUGGCUGUUUAUUACCUUUGGUGAUUUUAUCCCGAAUAGUUAAAUAUUACCUAAAUUUAUGUUAAUUGUCAAAUUAUUAAUAAAUAUUUUUUAUAGAGGUAGGUAAAUAUAUAUAUUGGCUGUGAAGUUUGUUUGCUUAAUAUGUAUUGUAGUAUUUUUUGUUUAUUAAUUAUUAGUAAAUUUAUUAUGUUAAUGUUAAUUAUGUAUUUUAUUAAUCUACUUAUUAGCAGUUCGUACUGUUAAUGAAUGAAUGCGUUAUUUCGUUCUCUAUACAUACUUAAACAAUACAUAGGUAGCCUUUAAAUCGUUAUACACCAUUUAUACAUAUUUUGAAUUAUGUCUAGUGAUUGGAACGACAGAACAUUACAGAUGUAGUGUAUAAUUGUUUUCCAUCGUAUUUUCUCGGAAACGUUCGUAUUUGUCAUGCUACUUCAGUCAACCUCAUUAUUUUUGUACCGAGACUGAGUGAAAUAGCAGGACACGUUCGCACGUUUCCGUGAAAAUACGAUGGAAUAUAAUUCUGCACUACAUCUGUACAUAUUAUGUCAACACACCGUAAAGUGGAACUCUACUUCAAUGAAUCGCGGAGUAACAUUCGUCAUAAAAUUUAAGGAAUAAGUAGGGAGUUGAUUUUUGAACGCAAAUUUUAUGAUGUGGAUGAACCUAUCAGAAAUACACAAUUAAAGCGUUCUGAAAUGAAUUCUUUAUAUUUUAAAAAUCGAUGAUCAAUCAAUGUACGCCAUGAAUAAAAUAAAUAAUCCCAGUUUAUCGGUACUCAAGAUAUAAUAAUAUUGAUUACGUCCAAUUUUUACAUCAAAAUACCUUCAAUUAUUACAAUGUGUAAAUGUAUGAAAUAUGUAUGCAUAUAAUGUACAUUAUAACAUAUGUCCUUAAGUUAAGAACUAUAAAUAUUAAAUUGUAUUGAUAUAAUUUGCACAAUAAAAAUGUUAAUAAAAUAAUAUGUACUGAAUUGCACAAUUAGUACUUAGUCGUAAUCGUAAUAUGACAUCUUGUUUAUAAAAAAACUUUGUAUUUCACUAUAAAUAUAAAAUAUAACUUGAUGUGACCUGUUUAGGUGAAAAUUUGUAAUCAAUUACGUAAAGAACAAUAAAGAAA